Molecule: messenger RNA, 2594 nt
Organism: Anolis carolinensis (green anole)
Lineage: Eukaryota; Metazoa; Chordata; Lepidosauria; Squamata; Anolidae
Gene: ttc33
Product: tetratricopeptide repeat domain 33
Exons: 5
Coding region: 121-909 (262 amino acids)
Molecular function (GO): protein binding
Source: RefSeq, a predicted model, not a curated record
ACAGGAAGUCUUCUGAUGGGGCUAGCAUAGAGGCAGGUCUUCCCCUGAUUGGCUGAAUGUAUCUGUUUCCGGUUUGUAGAGGCGGGGCUUAGUCCAGAGAGGAAGAAGAGAGACCCAGAAAUGGCUUCCUUUGGAUGGAAGAGGAAGAUUGGUGAAAAAGUGUCAAGAGUAUCAUCUCAGCAGUUUGAAGCUCAGGCUGCGGAUGAACAGGGUCUUGUUGACAAUGGUGAUGUUGAUUGGAUUAGUGAAGCUAAAAGGAAAAAGGGUCUUCUAUUAGAAGAGUGUUUGGCCAAAAGCAAGCGUCUGAAGGAGGAAGGUACAGUUUUGGCUGAAAAUGAAAGAUACCGAGAAGCAGUUCACAAAUGGGAUGAAGCACUUCAGUUAACACCAGAGGAUGCUACCCUCUAUGAGAUGAAAUCACAGGUCCUUAUGUCUCUGCACGAAAUGUUCCCUGCAGUGCAUGCAGCAGAAAUGGCUGUCCAGAGAGAUCCCCACUCUUGGGAGGCUUGGCAGACAUUAGGGCGGGCCCAGCUUGGAUUAGGAGAAAUUGCACUGGCAAUUCGAAGUUUCCAGAUUGCCCUCCAUAUCUGCCCACUAAGCUCUGAACUGUGGCAUGAGGAUCUUUCUUGGGCAAGAAAAUUACAACAGCAGAAGAAAGUAACGAAAUUGGAGACCGGAAGACAAGGAACAGCAGCUGAUGGAGGGACUUCAAAGGAACCAAUCCCAGAUUAUGAUUUUGAGAGCGACGAGAUACUGGCUGUGUGUGCAGCCAUUGCUGAGAAGGAGAAAGCUUCAUUGGCCUCUAAAACAGUUGUAAUUGUUUCAGCCUCGGGAGAAGUGGAGACUGUGACUGAAAAAGAAGAGUGUGCAACAACGCCUGAUGGUACAGUUUUUAUCAAAGCACGAUAAGCAGCACCAGUUCUUCUGGUAACACUUCAUGUUCUUGGAGAUUUCUUUUCUCACCUUCCCCUCUAUUUGCAACCUUAUCUUGGAUUGUGAAACACUGUGUGGUUCCUUGCCAUCGUGAACAUAAGUCUCAGAGGCUAUAGUUAUGUCCGCUUCUCUCCUGAUCUGGUUGCUAUGAAUAUGUCCACAAAAGGAGGAUGCUUCAGAGUGGGUUGUAUGGGGAACAGAGCUCCUACACUGUUGGCUGGCCACAAAUUGAGUGCUGAUAUAUAGGAGAUUGUUAGAAGCAAGGAGGUUGUGUGGAAUACCAUAGAGACAGGAGUAGGAAGCUACUGCCCAAGCCAUCAUAUUCUUGGUUUAACAGACGAUUUCAGAUAGAAACUGGGUAUUUUGUGGACUGCAUACAUUAUGGUCCAGUACAUAGUCCUUAUUAUGUUUUCCUACUCCUACUUAUUCUUUCCCUAAUGUGUACUGUUUUAUAUGUGCUACACAGAAGCUUGGAGUGGCUUUAAGUUUGCUGCCUGUCCCCUGCAUUUUCCUAUAGCAUGCAGCUAAAGAAGGAAACACAAAAGGGACAAACAAAAAGUGAAGAUAGGAAAAGACAAAACCUCAAGCAGAGAUGUUAUUGUCCUGCGUUGUAUGGCAAAUCUCUUUGAAACCUAUAGUUUUUGAGGACAAGAUAAUUGCAUACCUUCUAAUUUUGCUGUCUUUUUGUGGUAGUGUAUGGCAUCAAAUAUUGUCUAUGAUGCAGAGAUGCUCAAAAUAGUUUGAAGUCCUACCAUAAAAGGUUUUUUUAGCAAUAGAAUUGGAUAAUAUGCAGAAUUGUCUAUGAAAAAAUUAGCAUAUCUUUAAAUAAUUGCAAAAAGCCAUGGUUACCCAUGAAUUAUUAGGGCAUAAAACGAAAUAACCAUGCUUUGUUAUGCAGAGCAAUUAUCAAUAGCAAUUUGGUGUAUAAAUGUAAUCCAGAUGACAUGGACCCAAAUAUAUAUAUACAUAUUUGUGGUGUUCCAUCUCAAUUUACAGACUAAUCCUCUAUGUGGAACAUCAAGUGUUGCUGUCAGGGUUUGGAAACUCUUAUUUCCAUGAUGAUUGUAAAUUUAAAAAUAAUAAAAAAGCUAAAUCUCAGUUAUUUGGGCCAUCCGGAUCUGUGGGUUCCAGAUCCACAAAGUCAGCAUGAAUGCAGAAAUGCUGAAAUGUGUGUAUUUGCAUUGUUGCUGUUUAAUAGUAUGGAGCAUGUCUGUGCAUAUAAAAGAAUUGCAUUGUGUCAUGUAUAGUAUAUUCCAACUUUGCUAGCGAGAAAAAACAUAUAAGAAUUGGAAUAAACUAUUCAUGAUGCAAUGCUGGGUGAGCAUUUGCAGACUAAUGUAAGGUAUUUGGCAUUCAAGAUGCUGCCAUUUUUAAUGUGGGUAGUGGUGUUGUGGAUUCAUCUACACAUAACAGGAUUUUUCUGUUUUACUAUUUGUGUAUACUCCACUGGGUGAUAACACAAUAAGAUUAAAGCCACCAUCAGUACCUCUCUCCCUAAUAUGCAGUUACAUUGUAUUAUCGCAGAAGUAGAACCCAGUCACUAAUUUUUGGUUACUGAUUCUGCUAGUUUUGUUACUUUGUUAUGUUGACAUCUGUUCUGCGUGUUCUGAGUGUUGUCUUUAACUAUUUCCAUAUUACGAUUAAAGUGUUUCCUACAAUAA